AGAAACCAAGAUCGCCGGCUACCGUUCGUUUCGAUUCUCAUGAAAAAGUAUACCACAAUGAAGUGAAGGAGGUCAGUUGUUCCUAAAGUGUGACUAUUCGCAAGUUCUUAAGAGUCGUUUGUCGUGCGUAUUCGUUCCUUGUAUUUCCGGAGAAGAGUCAAAAUGGCAGAUGAAUCAACUCCAGUUUCCGUUGCUCCUAUACCAUCUGCAGCGCCUAAGAAAGGGAAAAAAGUGGCCGGAGGUCCGAAGAAGCCAAAGGCUAAACCCACUCACCCUCCGACGUCCUCGAUGGUGAACGCUGCAAUCAAGAGCUUAAAAGGUCGUGGGGGUUCGUCUUUGUCUGCUAUCAAGAAAUACUUGGCGUCAAAUUACAAGGUGGACGUUGAGAAGUUGUCUCCGUUCAUCAAAAAGUACUUGAAGGGUGCCGUGGUCAGUGGAACGCUUGUUCAAACAAAGGGUAAAGGUGCAUCCGGCUCGUUUAAAUUACCAGCCAAAGAGAAGAAAGAAGGUGCUGGCAAAGUUAAACUUGCGAAAAAGUCUGGUGAAAAAAAGGCAAAAUCUGCGAAACCCAAGGAGACUAGUGAGAAAAAAGUACCUAAACCCAAAAAGGCGGCCGGUGAUAAAGUAACGAAAAAGAAGGGUGCCGUUGCUGCUGCUAAAACUGCGAAGAAGACUGGAAACGUGAAGGCGAAGGCCCCUAAGGAAAAAGCUGCGAAAGUGCCAAAGGUUAAAGCGAAGACCCCAAAACCGAAGAAGGCCACCGGAGCGAAAAAAGCAACUGGGAAGAAGACUGCCGCAAAGAAAUAAAUACGUAUUCGGCGAAGUCGAACCUGCAGAAAACAAAACAGCCCUUUUCAGGGCUAUCAUUGAUUUGCAAAGAGUAAAAUUGUUCGAUCUAACUACAAAAGCUACCGUGUCCUUUGAGUUGAAAGUAUAGGUAAGGAACGAGUUUCCGCCUAUUCCUUAAGGCACCGAUUAUAUCCCUACUUAGUUGUAACGGCCUAUACGCCCGGCUCCAUUCGUUCAAAAUUAUCGUGACAUAUAUGCAAAAGUACUAACAAGGGCAGCAUAAUCGGCCGAAUUAGAAAUAAUAUAGCUACAACUAGCAUGUUAAUCUAUUUUCUAAAUGGGAAACUGCUCCACGAUUCGCUGAUGAAAGUCAUAGUUAAAUUCGCCUGUGAUGUAAGGAACGUCCGUCUAUAACCAAGUUAUGAGGGGCACCGUUUCAUGAAAAUAUUAAUGCGCAUGACAGUCUCCACUUAAUAGCUUUAAUCUCAAAAAGGUUGCCGACGAAUCGUAUGUAACUCAUUAGUGAUCUCUGUAUGAUAAAUGGAUAGUGAAAGCGUUUGCAUUCACAAAUGGGUAUUUCCAGUAGCUUUAUACCUAGGAAAUACUUAUUCAGUGAAGAAAGAAUAUGGAAUUUAUAAAUUUGGAAGACCUUAUUAAAAGAGGAAUAUUUUCAACCUGCAAAUGUCUUAAAAUAAAGCUUAUCUAG
This is a messenger RNA of Hermetia illucens (black soldier fly), 1495 nucleotides long. Its product is annotated as histone H1-like. Gene Ontology annotation, biological process: negative regulation of DNA recombination; nucleosome assembly; chromosome condensation. The coding region runs from base 163 to 807 and encodes 214 amino acids. The transcript has a single exon. Gene Ontology annotation, molecular function: structural constituent of chromatin; double-stranded DNA binding; nucleosomal DNA binding. Gene Ontology annotation, cellular component: nucleosome; nucleus. The record is from RefSeq and is a predicted model, not a curated record. Lineage: Eukaryota; Metazoa; Arthropoda; Insecta; Diptera; Stratiomyidae.